AUGUCGACCCAAGUCCCUCAAGUUCCCGUUCCUCGAAACCGUCGGCAGAAGAAGACUUCAACGCCCCACGGACACCCGCCGGUACACAAGCAAAGUCUGAUUGCAACUCCUCCAUCGUCGCCCCCGCAAUAUACUGCUGCAAAUGCGACCGAUCAGACCCAUGCUCAUUCCAAGAAGAAGAACCCUCGUUCGGGAGUUAAACCAUAUCGUAACUCUCCUGCAAAUACAACUCCGCAGCCCAAAGACGCUGCAUAUGCAGGACCAACUUUCCAUGCCUCGCCUGCUCCUUCAGCAUUGCCCAUUCCGAGCUUUUUCUCGAAGUCGUUUCCAGAGUCGGACCUUGCGCCUACUCUCGAAGUUGAAAGUGAUAAUGCGGAGACAGAUGUGGAUUUUGAGGCCACUCCUUCGAAGCCCCGCGCUCGUCCCCAAACUAUGGGCGAGGUGCCAGAGGCCACUCCCCUUGACUUCUUAUUCAAGGCUGCCGUUGAGGCACGCAAGUCUAGUCCUAUGAACAGUCCUGAGAUGACUCGCUUCAAAUCUCCACAAACCGAACCGAGACGUAUGCAGUUGAACCCGCCGGGCGGGGUGUUUGAUUUUGACAUGGAUAAUCACUCGCGCGCUCACCAGAUUGGCCCAUCAUUUGCGCCUUCGUAUCAGGAUCGCAUGAACGCCCUGCGACGCUCCGAUAGUUCUUACUCCCAGCCUGAGUACUCCGAGACCGAGGAACAAAAGCGCAUUAACACCGAGGCAUUGAAGCAUGCCCUUCUCAACCCGCCUGUCCAGAAAGCCAGAGUUUCUCCCGCUUAUGAGCACCCCCACAACUAUGCGCAGCAACGUCCCAACAUCAAUGCGACGAUCCCUCCCUAUGCGACUCCAUUGCGUUCGACAUCCGGUCCAGCAAUGACUUAUCACCAUGGCUAUCCUCAGGGAUAUCAACAGUCCAUGCCCAACAAUGCUGGCUAUCACCAAACUCCAUAUCAACAUUCAAACGGCCAACGUGCUCGAAAUGUAGAGUCACCUUAUGCAGAGUCACCUCUGCGACGCGAACUUCCAGCCAUGAAUGGAUACCACUCCGAAACGUCCCAUAAUAUCCAUUAUGUUACAAACGGGUCAGCUCAUGCUCAUAGCCAUGCCCAUGUCCCCCAUGCCUAUGCCCUUCCCUCGCAGCAGCGUUUCAACUCUCCUCGGCCCCAGUACACCACUGCAGCUUUCGAUAUGCCCACAAAUUCGCCUUCUGUGUCUAAGCCAGUGGACACUCAGCAGAUUGAGGACCAAAUCCGCCGCGCUUUGAAGCUCGGUUAA
This is a messenger RNA of Penicillium taxi, 1302 nucleotides long. RefSeq names its product proline-rich nuclear receptor coactivator motif-containing protein. Bases 1 to 1302 code for a protein of 433 amino acids. The record is from RefSeq and is a predicted model, not a curated record. The transcript has a single exon. Lineage: Eukaryota; Fungi; Ascomycota; Eurotiomycetes; Eurotiales; Aspergillaceae.